AUGUCUACCCCCUCGAAGCACUCCGACCUUUGGCGAGCUGAUGAUUCUGAAGAAGACCCAAUCUUUGGGGGUACUGCAGAGCUCAGCCUGCGGCUUGAUGAAGCCGCUGCCACCACCCCGAAUGCGCCAGCUGUUCAUCCACCACUGCCUCUAAGGCCGGCCGUGCCUCAAGACCAACAGCCGCGGGUAGCUGAGGGCGAGGCCACCUCCAUCUCGCAGGACACGAGGCCCUCGCCUGAAGCCAGUCCUACAAGGAACGAAGCUCCCCCUCCUCCGUCACCACAAGCUUCCUCCCCCCCUCCUCGCCGACGUCGCCGACGUCGCCGUGGCAGAAGGACUGCUGCUUCUGGACAAGAGCCCUCUGGAACGCCUGCUUCGGCGGCUUCACACGGCGUCGGCUCCUCUGCCACUGUGGCUGCGACCACGGCCGCGAAUGGUGUCCGUUUGCUUGCUCCAGGCAGUACCAACCGGCAUGGCAUCAGACCCGAGAUCUGGAAUCUGAUAGCAGCUGGACUUAGACCGGAAAACGCUGAUUUCGGGAACUCCCUCUUCGACGACAUCAUUUCGGCGCCACCUCACCAACCAGAAUCCGAAUCAGGGCCAGAACCGACGCCCAAGAGGCGCAGGAGGUGA
Molecule: messenger RNA, 633 nt
Organism: Boeremia exigua
Lineage: Eukaryota; Fungi; Ascomycota; Dothideomycetes; Pleosporales; Didymellaceae
Exons: 1
Coding region: 1-633 (210 amino acids)
Source: RefSeq, a predicted model, not a curated record